This is a messenger RNA of Manduca sexta (tobacco hornworm), 5562 nucleotides long. RefSeq lists its product as uncharacterized. The record is from RefSeq and is a predicted model, not a curated record. The transcript has 4 exons. NCBI's taxonomy places the organism in Eukaryota, Metazoa, Arthropoda, Insecta, Lepidoptera, Sphingidae. The coding region runs from base 636 to 2552 and encodes 638 amino acids.
GCAUCAUGUAAUACUGUCGCCUUCUUGUGAAAUUGCAUCGUAUCGUAGACGUUACGAGCAGAUGACUCAGUGCAAAACGACAAUAAAAUAUUAACAGGCACUGGUUCUCCUUUGUUGAUUGAGUGAUAAUAAGUGUGUGGCGCGUGGCGUAGGCGCGCGGGAGGCUCUGUGCGUGCGUUGUGUCCUCACCCUCGCCAUAGUGACGUUUUGGCGCCAUCGACCCAUUUAGCACGGCGCACGGCGCGGCGGGCAUGGAAGUAAGGGGUGCACGAAGUGCGUCAUUCGUUAUUAGCUAGUGACAAUGCGAUUGCGAAAAUAUAAUUAGAGGACGAACGGUGCAUUAGACAUAUAAUCGACCCACUAGCAAAGAACAGGCCAAAGAAAUAAAGAAUAAUGUGUUAGUAACGCGAAAGUAUAAAGGAUCGAUUGAUACACACGGCCCACGGCGAUUGAAAAAUGGACUCACGAUUAUUAUGCACGAUGAUGGUGUUCGCAUCCGAGAGACACUAUCAAGGGCAGCAUGCGUAAACAUAAGAGAGAGAGCCGGGCGACUGCCUGCGGGCCUGCCACGUCAAGAGAACUUCUAAACACUCCACACUCAGCCAUCUGAUAUCAACACGCUACGCUAAGACGAAAUGCAGUGCUCGGUAACACUGAACAGUGAACGUAACAGGGGGAAAAUAAAAAUGAAGACAUUUAACAAUAAUAAGAAUCCUUGCAAGAAGGAACUAAAUAUUGAUAAAAUAGUUGACCAGCUGUCCACAAGACUCGAGGAUCAGGAAAGUCCGUCGCAAGAAGGUAUGCCAACGUGUUCUAUUGAACAAGCAGAGGCAGUACGACGAUAUUACGCAGCAUUUCCGGCUCUAAAGAAAGGUAAAGAGUCUCCGUUGCAAUAUUACCUCCCACCCCCACUGUGGUGUCGCAAGACAAAAGCUGAGCCCGAAGUCAAGAUGCAAUGCGAACUGUCGCCGUCGAAGGACUGGAACCAGAGGAACAAGAAGCUCUCCACUAGCAAGGAGCGACGCAACUCCUACCAAGGGCAGAAGAGGAAUAGGAAGAGGUGCAACAGCUACAGCAGGUCUUUCGAGAGCAAGGACAAUUUGCCUGAGUGGGUCACUUACGAGGGUGUCUGGGACAUGGAGAACCAAGAUCCCGUAAAGGAGUUCAUUCGCGCGAUAGCCCUGGACGAGGGCUACGGCACCUGCGAGAACACCGUCACUGAUGACAUCCGCGACACUAGCGCCAAACUCGCGGCCAAGGACACAGCCGUGCCGGACUGGGACGACGAGCUCGACCUGGACACUGAGUGGGUCAUCACUGACGACCUCGAACCUCGCGCGCUCACACCCACCGAGGAGGAACUUUACGCUAAGUUCGAGGCCAAGUUCGACCACAGCAUCGAGGCGCUCUGGGCGAAAGAUCAGAACACCCCCGACGAUGAGUACCAGGACUUGCCCAUCGACUUCCACGACUUGCUGUCUUCUCCUUCAGACCAUUUGCUAGCUAAAGCGCCAGUCGAAAAAUGCGCUUUGGAUUCCUUCGAGUGCGCCAGCGUUAACCUCUGCCCCCCACCGCCCGAGCGCGACGACUCCGCCGCGUGCGCCGUCUCCGCGUUACCCGAACGAUUUCGGCCCCUCAAUCUCGCCGAUCCCGAACCGCCCGUUCCGGUGGAACUCGAAUCUUUUGCGCUGUAUGAGGGCGAGGAUAUUUACGAGGCCCUCACCGUCGUCGCUAACAGCAUGCGCUCCUUCACCGCCAUCAACCAUAGCCGCGACACUAGCGGCUUCGUAGAAGUACCGCCGAGGAAACCGCGCGCGCAACCCCUGCCGCCGCCCGAGACCCGUCCGCUCCCGCCGCCCGAAAUCGAUGAGCGCGAAGAUCUGCUAACAUCCGCGCGCACACACUUCCGCCCUAUCCGGCGUGAAAUCGACGCGGAACCGACCCGUUACGCCGACGGCGACACGUUUGACAUCCGUGGCGACCUCGACCCGGUGGAGGAGCGUCGCAGCGCGCGCGGCGGUGUGUACGUCGGAGCCUCCAACGAACUCUACUUCGAGUACCGCGCCGCUCGGACCAUCCACUACGGCCGCCUCAACCUGACGCCCGCCCAGCGCUGUCCCGACCUCGAGGACUCCGGUCUGCGCCUGCGCUUCCCGGUGCGGCAGCGCGACACCGGCGUACAGACCGAGCGGCCGCCCGCCGCCGCCUGGCCCUGCGAGGAGUGCGGCCGCGCCGCCAAGAAGAUGCGCGCCGGCACCGACCCGGUGUGGGGCGCCGACUCCACGUGCGCCGCGUGUGCCGCGCCGCCGCCCUCCGCCGCGGCUGCGCCGCCGCCCGACCUGGCCGGCGAGUGGGAGGAGCUGCUGUCGGACAUCAGCGCGGCGCACGCGCGCCUGGCGGACGAAGGCGCGGCGGAGGGCGGCGGCGAGUCCCGCGCGGACCGCAAGCGGCGCCACAGCGCGGCGCUGCGGUGCGCGCCGGCGUGCACACACCCGCACGCGCGGUUCCUGCCGUGCUGCGCGCUGGCGCUGGACCGCCCGCUGACGCGCUAGAGCCGGGCCGGUGCCGCCGCCUGCCGCGGAGGCCACGUCGUGUCGGGGCGGCCGAGUUGUUUUCUUUGCUGUUGUUCGCCAUCUCCGCAAGAGUACACUUCGCUCACUGUUCGUUGAUCGCGCCAGCGUGUUUGAAAUCAUGUAGAAAGUGUACGAGAGGCCCGAGUUUAAAGUUCUUUAUACCUGUCUAAACGUCACGAUUCCGUCGCGCCGACCGCCGCGAGUUCGAAUACCGACCGCGCUCUCGGGCGACAUUAGCGUGAUAAAUUAGCAAUAAUAAUGAUAGGAUUAAUUAGCGAAGCCUUAUAAAAACGUUACGUUCUCCAAGAGGAAUGAAGCGAGGUACGAGAGAGAAUUGUUACACGUGCUAACAUAUCUUAUGAUUGUAGAUAUCGAGUGGAGAGUUUAUAAUGUAACGUAAUUUUAGUUCAAUAUUUUCCUUGUAGAGAUUUCAUAUUGAUGUAGGUAUGCUCGGUGGAAUGCUCCCGCUUGUAGAUUUUGUUUAUAAUGUAAAUUCGUAUUGUUAUUGUAAAAUUAUUAUAGUUUUGUCGUGCAUGGAUUUAAAAUUCACAACACUUUACAUUUGUUUAAAAAAUUAUAUUUUAUGAAUGAUGGGGUCCGGUCGUUUUCGGCAUGCCGUGGGUAUAUCCCAUCCAAACACAAGUCCAGGCGGCAGCAUUCCACGGCGAGCACGAUAGGACGAUUCUAAUAUAAUUCUUACAAUAAUAUCGUCCCGAAUCGUUUAAUAAUUUGUUAAAGUGUAGGUAGAACAGGUUUUUUUUUUUAUUUUUGUUAGUAUUUUUCGUUUACGUUUUGGCAAUCUAAAUUCAUUCUAAAUUCUAUAAGGUGAAUUGUUCUGUUUUCUGUUGAUACAUUAGUAGUGAGCGCCAGGAGUGGUCGCUCGGGGCCGGGGGCACGCCGGCAGCGUCGGCCCCUUGUCUAAGUUUGUUUACACGCGGCGAUUUUAUUGAGUGGCCGCUUUAUAUAGUGUAAAGGAGGCGCUGUGCCGCAGAGUGCCGCCGCGCCGGGCGCCGCCGUGUCUGCGCGCAGGCGCCGGCGAGGCGGUCGCCGCCGCGGCCGGUCGACGACGGCUAAUUGUAACAUAAUUUACAGCUCCGAAUGUGGAUUGUAACAGUUCUUGUAGGCGUAACUGUUAUCAUAGUUCAUGUAAAACGUAAGAAGUGUAUAUGUCAUAUUUUCUUAUAAUUUCAUGGCCGCGGUGGCGCGCCUCCGCGUCGCUCGGAUCGCUUCGUCUCUCUGACCGGAGCGCGUCGCCGCGGACACCUUAUUUAUUUCAUGUGAAAGCCUUGUCUAGUUACGAUAUCAUAUAAAAUUAAAUAUUCGGGCAAAACUUUUGCUACUUUAUGUGUCGUGUUUUAUAUAUUUAUUUUUAUGUAGUGUGAUUUACUUCUGUUUGUAAUAACUGAAAAUGAAAAAGCCAAAAAAAUAUUUCUCCGAACUUUACAUCAGAAAGGCUAUCAUUGUAUAUAUAUUUAGUAUAUUGUGAAAUUAAUGUAUAGUAAUUUUCAGUUGUUUUGAAACUGUAUUAUUAUAUGUUCGCGAUUGUCGUUGAUUUCGUUAUCUGAAGUGUUUGUAAAUGAACUUUUUGUAAGUAGACGGCACCAUCAGUUUACUCGUUGCGAUAUUUCAGAUGCUGGAGUCAAUAUUAUGUACCAUUUAUCUAAAGUUACAUCACUAGUGCGGUUGGGUAUUUUAAACUCAUUCAACUAAUUCACAUUCAUUUUUGUGUCACAUAAUCUUUAUCAUCUUUUUUUUCUGUCAUAAGUUCAUAUUAUAUUGUACUUAUUGCAUUAAUGAUAUUUGCUAAACGAUACCUCGAUAAAAAAAAAUGUUAUAAAAUACAAAAAAAAAGAAAAACUAGAUUCAAGUUGCAUAUAAUAUUAUGUUUGAUAGUAAUCAAUCGUAAUGUAAUGUGCUUAAGCACUUGAUCGAUUGUCCAAAACAUCAAUGGAUGAAAACCGUUUUGUAACAAUGAUUGUAUUGUUAGAAAACACUGAAGCCUGCGGCGGUGCAUUUGCAAAGGGGGACGGGCAACACCAGGGCAUGUUAACACCGUGCCGUCGCAGGCUUUCACGAGACUGGCGCGAGACCAAUAACGCUAUAAAUACACUAAAUAUUAACGUAUAGUUGGAUUAUUGAUGUCGCGGCAUAGGGUCCUUUGAGCCAUCUUGUCUCAACACAAUAAAUGUGUAUUUAUUGACGCCGAACGAACGGCAGUGCCUAUGCGACACAAGUGGUUCCAAAGGGAUAAUGUAGAGCCCCCACUGAACACUUCACUUGUAAGCCACAUCGGCAUCUUUUAAGUGGCUAAUGAGCUUUUCGUCGUUCAUGUAUCGGUAUUUCAAAUAUUAGCAUCUUUUUUACAAUCAGCAAAUAACCAAACGUUUGUUUUCAUGAAAUAGUUAUAUCGUUUUGUUUAUUUUGAUGUGAGAGCGACACCCUUUUUCUAUAAAUUUCUAUAUGGACACGUAGCAACUCAGCACACGUUUACGAAACUUGCAUAGAAUCAGAAAUUCAAAAUUUUCGAAUUGCUCUCUCGUCAAUGGCAAGUCCGCUUGUAACCGAUCGCUAUCUAUUGGCCUUGGUUACAUGCAUAUUUGUUCACAUUUCAUAUCAGAUUAUAUCAUUUUUUCUUUUUGAAAUUUCGUAAAUUCAUUAGAGAUUUAAAAAUAUUAUAAUAGGCCGGGGUAGGAGCAUCGCAAGGGAUUACACAUCUUGUCGUCUUGAUCUUAAUAUUAAAGUGCACAGCAACAGUUGCUCACAUGAAUCUGUUGACAACUAAGGGAUUACAAAAACAUAAUAUGUAAUGUGUAAUGGAUAAUUUUACUACUAGUUUAUGUAUUUAAUGUGAAAUAAGACUAAAAUUCUAUUUAGUUUGUUUAGUAGUGAUUAUCCCUGAAAAUAGUUACCAUUUUCAUAAAUUGUUAGGUUGUGCUCGCUACUCUGGUUCUUGCCACCUGUGGGAAAAAAAUAAAAAUAAAUAUCCACA